Messenger RNA from Kickxella alabastrina, 1624 nucleotides. RefSeq names its product S-adenosyl-L-methionine-dependent methyltransferase. The transcript is spliced from 2 exons. NCBI's taxonomy places the organism in Eukaryota, Fungi, Kickxellomycota, Kickxellomycetes, Kickxellales, Kickxellaceae. The record is from RefSeq and is a predicted model, not a curated record. Gene Ontology annotation, biological process: RNA methylation. Gene Ontology annotation, molecular function: methyltransferase activity. Bases 226 to 1587 code for a protein of 453 amino acids.
UUUUUUGGACCGUUUCUGCAAGGUUUCCAUCACAACCGUGUCCCACUUCAUCAUAAUUUGCUUCUUUGUUUUCUCAGGUCCAAACUGAAAAAUAGCAGCAUCUUUCUUUUCUUUUCUUCCCAUCCGUGUCAACGCUCGCUUUCAUAUUUUCAAUUUAUUAGCUUUUACAACAGAUUCUUGGCGAAUAGACGGACGCGUGUUUUUUUGGCAUCGAAAAUUAUAACCAUGGUCGACACACCCACGGACACGCCCUGCGAGCAGCAGGCGCUUUCUGCCAUCUUUCCGCCGCAGUUCUUGGAGUUUUUACAGUCAAAUCACAUCAAUCCAAACAUAUACACGAUGCACGAGAAGCUACCGCGAUACGUUCGAAUUCUCCGACUCGAGGUCGAAACUGACGCUGGGUGCAGAGUCUCCAAAGUCCCAGGAGUUCCUGGAUUUCUGGAAAUUUCCGACCAAUCAGUGAGCAUGUCACAAAUCAACGCAAGCGCGCGUGGCGAUAUCGUCGGCAUGGAUGUGAGCUCGGCGAUCGCAGCGCUGGCGCUGUCUGUUAGCCCUGGCGACAAUGUGCUGGAUCUGUGCUGCGCACCGGGUGCCAAACUGCUCUUUUUGGCAGAGCUGCUUGAUGCGAGCGGCGCGUGUGAGUCGAAGCGCGGAUCAGUGACAGGCGUUGAUAUUGCUGCCCAUCGUGUCGCUACAUGCUGCAAACAAAUUGCAAAGCAUGCAGGCCACUCAAGGGGCCAUGUUCGCGUUUUUAUUGAAGACGGCACGGCAUUCAGCAGCCUGGCUCCCCGCGACCGGUGGUGGGACCCCAAAGCAGUCGCGGCGGCAGCAGCAGUUAUUGCUAACGCUGACGGAGAGGCGGAGAAUUCGGGGCGCAAGCCCAAAAGCAGGCGGAAGAAGGUUGUGGAGCCAGGAAAGCCGUGGUUUGCAUCAAGGCCGCUAUCAAACUGGUACUCCAACAGUGGCACUGAGCUCUACGACCGCGUUUUGGUGGAUGCCGAGUGCACACACGACGGAUCGCUGUCGCAUGUGAAAAAAUACGAGCGCUGGGGACUGGAGAAGCUCGAGACACAAGUGAUCGGUGAUAAUCGGCCAAUCUCAGUGCCAGUCCUGCAGUCAAAGCUGCUGGAAAAUGGUUGGCGUUUGCUCAAAGUCGGUGGCACGCUGGUGUACAGCACGUGCAGCUUGUCAAGAUACCAGAACGAAUACGUUGUGGCCGGGUUUUUGAGCAGACACGGAGAGGACGAGGCCCGCGUCGAGAAGAUCGAUGUGCUUGAUGACAUUCAAUGCAAGGACAACAUACCUGCCGAUGAUGGCAGCGUGGCAGGAGGGAUCGUUGCUUCGCCAAUAUGGAUGCCACAGACCGACGUCGAGUGGAGCGAGCAAGGGCUGGGUGACAAGCGCUCACUGUUUGAGCGGAUGCAUAAUGCAGCGAGGCUUGAUCCUAUGAUGUCAAACACCUCGGGCAUGUUCAUCGCGCGCAUGCACAAGCUCAAGCACAGCCCGCAACAGCCUUCGGAGGAUGAGAUCAUCCCUUUGGUUGCCUUGCCUUUGUCCGCCCGAGUUCACGCCCAUGCUCACAACUGAGUGCGCAAUAUUUUAUAUCAAAAUUAUAUUUACUAUA